CCGGCCGGCUGAGUGCUAGCUCCCCGGCCGCGUGGAGGACGGUCACGUGUCUGCCAGGUGCGGCUCGACCCCCGAGCACCGGUGCUCUCUCCCCGGCUGCCCUGCUGGCCCUUGGUUUGCACAGCUUUUGCCCGAGCCUGGAGACUUAGUGAGCAGCAUCUGCUCGUUCUCCUCCUGUGACUAGUUUUAAUGGCGGGGAAUAAAGGAAGAGGACGUGCUGCCUAUACCUUUAAUAUAGAGGCUGUUGGCUUUGGCCGAGGGGAAAAGCUACCUGAUGUCGUGUUGAAGCCACCCCCGCUGUUUCCUGAUACAGAUUAUAAGCCAGUGCCUCUGAAAACAGGAGAGAGUGAAGAUUACAUGCUGGCUUUGAAACAGGAAUUGAGAGAAACAAUGAAGAGAAAGCCUUAUUUUAUUGAAAAAUCUGAAGAAAAACCAGAUAUUGAAAGGUACAGUAAAAAAUAUAUGCAGGUGUACAAAGAAGAGUGGAUACCAGAUUGGAGAAGACUCCCAAGAGAGAUGAUGCCGAGGAAAAAGUGCAGAAAAGCAGGCCCAAAAUUGAAAAAUGCAAAAGGUACAGACAAAGGUUCUUCGCUCAUUAAUACUGCAGAUAUAUUGAAAAAAAUUGAGGAAUUGGAAAAGAGGGGUGAAGGUGAAAAAUCCGAUGAGGAAAACGAAGAGACAGAAGGAAGCAAAGAAAAAAAUAAGGACGGUGAUGACGAUAAUGAUGAUGACAACGCAGAGCAGGAAGACUACGACGAAGAAGAGCAAGAAGAGGAAAAUGACUACAUCAAUUCGUACUUUGAAGACGGAGAUGAUUUUGGUGCUGACAGCGAUGACAACAUGGAUGAAGCAACCUAUUAGCCAUGAAAUUGCUUGAAAUGGUUUUUAUAAUUCAGCUUCUGAGUAUCUGGAAUACUUGAUUUGUUUCAUGUCAUAAGGAAUGAGUACCUGUUUUAUUUUUGUCCCUAUCUCACUGGACAAAUACUUGUUACCAAAAUAUGUAAAUCCACUUUGAGUUUACACAGCAGUUACCUUCUGUAGCAGUCUCUGUUCCCACAGACCUCCCACGUUCCUCUGAGGCCCCGCUGUGUCUGCUAGUGGAUGUUUGAAAAAUCUGUGUUCGAAUGUGCCUAACGAGCUUUUGCAUCUUUUAAUCUAUGGAUCCAUACUUGAACAAAUUAUUUUUCUGUAACGGCUGAUCUUUUCUAAACGUUAUGAGUCAUAGUGUCUUUCUAUAAUGUAAAAGUUGACAAUCCAGCACAUGCAGCACUUUAAAAACAAACUGAACAUUAUUUUUAUGUGGAAUGUACUGUACCACUCACUACCUUAGGACUACAGAAACAUACCUGGCCUCUCACAAAUGCAAAUUUAAGGGAUUAAAAGUUUUGUGAUCAAAAAACAUGCACACAGGGAAAGAUGUCCACGUGGAAAUAUGCGUUUCACAGUCCACGUCCGUGUUGGAUGAACAUAAUUGGGGCUACUUCAGAACACAGUAUGUGAUCUCACUAUAGUAAGUUUGACAUCUUCAAAUAGUUGAGUUUAUGAAAAACUAGACUCAGGCAUCUUGUUUGAUGUUGUGCUUUGUAGAAGUGUGGAGUAAGUUCCAGUUACAUCGGUUUCACAGCAGCAGUGCAAGCCUGGUGAAGGCUGGAGGCCUCUGUGUGUCUCAGGCCUCACACGCUCUACAGCUGGUUCUAUAACAAAGCAGAAUGAACUCAGGUCAUUUUGAAAUUAAGAUUAAUCCUUUCUAGCUCCCCUUCCACUUCAUGAUUUGGGGAGAAGAUACCUAGAAACCUCAGCCUCCAUUGUACUAAAAAUGCCAAAGAUUUUUAAGAAAAUUCACGUAUUUCAAAAACAACAUAUUAAUAUCAAACACCAAAAUGUAUUUUUCUCUUUGGGAAAAUAUCAUCCAUUUUCCUGAGCACCAGAGCCCUAAAUUCUAUUUCUGCCCAUAUUAGAUUCAGCCUUGAAACUGCACAUGGUUAAGUUUCUGUACCUUAGUUUCUCUAUGUUAAGCAGUUUCCUAUAAGGUUUUUUAAGUAUCAGAAUUUCACUUUAUGUAUAAUUCUCUUAGCCUUUAGGAAUUAGCAGGUCUUAAAUUUGGUUCUUACCUUCAAUCAUAGCUGUCACUGAAAUGUUUUAAACUUGUUUUCCUCAUAAAAUACAUUAUUGUCAUCAGAUUUUUCCCAUCUUGUUAUUUGUAGGGAAAAUUUGCAUUGUCCUGUGUGAUUCUGCAACAUGACUGUCUCAGGAAAAAGAUCACUAAAUGACAAUACUUCCUCAGAUAAUUCAAGAUGGGUCAGAGCCCCAUCUUCCUAGUGCUAUAUUCGCUAUAUAUGGGACUCCUUGUUUAAAGGAGCUUGUCAGACUUGACUAAAUUGAAACAAAGUUUUCAAGCUGCAGUCUACUCAGAAUAGAAACUUCACAUGAAAGUUUGUAGUAAUAAUAGCAGAGCUGUCAUUUGGGAAUGAUAAUAUAGUUGUUUUAUUCUUAAGGCUCCUUUGGUGCCACAGCCAAGUACUACCAUUUAGUUCACAGCAGUUGUAUCUCUACACUGGUUUUUUGCAUUAUUACAACUCUGCCGAUAACUGCUUGACUCAGGCGAAUACACAGAAGUUACUUCUUUUCCUAAUUUUAAUCCACCUUCACUGGGAAGUCUUGCCAAUUGUGGGGCAGUCCCUUCGGGCAUUUACCCUAGGAGGCCCCAAUGACGUGUAUUCUUUCUCCUUUUGGAAGGUAUUUCUGUAAUUUUAAAGUAUGUAAAUUGUGAGGAUAGAACCUGAAGGUUGUUUUACCAGCAUAAACCCUAUUUUCCUGGCUUAUAAUCUGACACUGUGAAGUUACUCCAUUGGAAAGUAAAGUAUUUUGCAGCAGAGGCUUCUUUAUAUAUACAAAAGAACUUACUGGUAAAGCAUCUUUAAAAUUAUUAAAAUAAACUGAUUGCUAUAA
Cavia porcellus (domestic guinea pig) is the source of this 2949-nucleotide messenger RNA. RefSeq names its product RNA polymerase III subunit G (gene Polr3g). Lineage: Eukaryota; Metazoa; Chordata; Mammalia; Rodentia; Caviidae. The coding region runs from base 190 to 861 and encodes 223 amino acids. Gene Ontology annotation, biological process: cell population proliferation; transcription by RNA polymerase III. The transcript is spliced from 8 exons. Gene Ontology annotation, cellular component: RNA polymerase III complex. The record is from RefSeq and is a predicted model, not a curated record.